AUGUCAAGAUUGUUUGAAAUCGUAGUAUCACAAUGUCCUCCAAACUAUCUUUUUGAUUUAGCUAAAGGAUGUUAUAAAUCGGAUUCUAUCACUUCAUUCAAAAUUACUCUUUUUAAAAACUAUGCAGCAUUAAGAAGAAAUUUAUCAAAGCUACAACCAUCGUUUCCUGGUUUGGAGUUAGUUUCAGAUCCAGCUAAUCCUGUCACUGUUAAUGUUACCAAUGGAAAUAUUCCAAUCACAUUUUGCAAGGAUCAUGGUGAAGACCAAGGUUGGCUUGUAAACGACUAUCCAUGGUCAGGACCAUGUAUAAAUGGUGACUAUAACUCCUAUAAUCUAACUUUCAAAGCAACACAAGCUCAAUCAUUUUUUGGAUUCUUCCAAUGCUCAAAUGGAUCAAGAGUAUAUGCUGGAAUGUGGGACAGUCCAACCGCUGGUAGCGAAAUCUGUCCUAAUGCCAAAGUCCAAAAUCAAUACGCUAUUUACAUUGGUGCAUUCCAAUGUGGAAACUGUAACACCGGUACAUGUAACCAGUUAACCAAUCGUUGUGAAUGCAUAUCGUCUGCCUACUCUGGAAAUUUCUGUGAAACAUAUACCAAUCCAUGCACUCCAAAUAAAUGUGUAGAUCCAUCAGCAACUUGUGUAGAGUCUUUCGAUUCCAAUGCGUAUAGAUGCUUUUGUCCAAGUGGAUAUGUUUAUAAUAAAAAUACAAGCAAGUGCGAUGAUGUCAAUGAGUGCGACCAAAAUCCUACUAUAUGUGGUACAGGACAUUGUCGUAAUGAAAUUGGUACUUUCACUUGCUAUUGUGACCAAGGAUAUACUUAUGAUCCACAAACCAUGAGCUGUGUCGAUACCAACGAAUGUCAAGUUAAUCCAAACAUCUGUGUAGAUGUAAAUGCCACCUGUGUCAAUGACAAUCCACCUACUUUCUACACCUGUAACUGCGCCUCUGGAUAUCAAUAUAUUCAGGCUCAACAUGCUUGUGAAGAUAUCGAUGAGUGUAAUUCUAUUACUCCACCAGUUUGCGGUGAAGCACUAUGUGUAAAUACUGCUCCAGGAUACAAGUGUACUUGUCCAAAUGGCUUUAAAUUUGAUACCGACACAAUGAAGUGUGUAGACAUCAACGAGUGUGAAGUAACACCAGAUAUCUGCGGAACUGGAAACAAUGCCAAAUGUGUAAACGAAAUACCUUUCUAUGAAUGUGUAUGUCCAUAUGGAUACUCUUACAACCGCCAAAACAAGACAUGUAAUGACAUCGAUGAAUGUCAAGACAAUCCAACCAUUUGUGGAACUGCCAGUUGUAACAAUACAAAAGGAUCAUAUGAAUGUUUAUGUAAUAAUGGAUUUGAAUUUAAUAAUGAUUCUAAGAUAUGUCAGGAUAUCAAUGAAUGUAGAGUAUCUCCAACUAUUUGUGGAGAAGGUCAUUGCCAAAAUGAUGAUGGUUCAUAUCAUUGUACUUGUGACGAUGGCUACCAGUUUGAGAAUGCCACCAAGAAGUGUCUGGAUAUCGAUGAGUGUACAACAUUAGAACCUAUUCAAACUUGUGGUAAUACCAAUACGACUGAGUGUAAGAAUAUUCCAGGUUCUUUCAAAUGUGAAUGUGUUAUAAAGAAUGGUUACAGUUAUAACUCUACCGUACAGGAGUGUGAAGAUAUCGACGAAUGUGUUGAAACUCCAACUAUUUGCGGAAACGAAGCCAAAUGUAAUAAUUCCAUCGGUUCAUACGAGUGUACCUGUGAAAAUAACUUUAGAUACGAUUCAGUCAACAAGGUUUGUGUCGAUCCAAAUGCACCAUCAACAACAACUCCAUCUUCAACAACCUCAACUCCAUCCUCAACUACUUCAACUCCAUCCUCAACAACAGAUGGUCUAAACGAAUCAUCGAUAAUUUCAUCACCUAAAUAUUUAUUGCUAUCAACUUUAAUUAUUUUAUUAUCUUUUAUAAUUUUGUAA
Messenger RNA from Heterostelium album PN500, 1950 nucleotides. RefSeq lists its product as uncharacterized. Lineage: Eukaryota; Evosea; Eumycetozoa; Acytosteliales; Acytosteliaceae. Gene Ontology annotation, molecular function: calcium ion binding. The record is from RefSeq and is a predicted model, not a curated record. The coding region runs from base 1 to 1950 and encodes 649 amino acids. The transcript has 7 exons.